ACUUCCGGUAAUGUACGUAAGUAAAUGAAACGACUACUGUCACUGUAUACUUUUGGCGGGAAAGACAAAUCGAUAUCCUGGCUAUUGGAGUAAUUUUAGCCUAACCUAUUUAAACUAUAGGCGUUUAAAGACAACAGAGAGCAACAUAUUACAAAUUAGUCCUUGAGGAAAGGUACCAUUUCUAUAAUUUGAGCGUCUGCUGUAAGAGUUGAGGUUAAAUGUUAGUGUAUAUUCAUCUCGUUAGCUUGGUUAAUUAAUAGUUAGCAUUAGUGAUACCUCAGCAACAGAAAAGGAGAAAAUGGCAGCUGGGAAGAUGUGUAUAAGGAACAGCAAGGAGGAAACUGCUGAGAAGUGGACAGGGUUAUUCUUGAAUGACUUGAAAACAGAACAGGAGUCCGUCGUCUUCGUCAAGAGGAUGAUUGCGGUGGCAAUCUCCUCCAUCACCUACCUCAGAGGGAUUUUUCCAGAGGACGCCUACAGGUCCAGAUAUCUGGAAGAUUUGUGCAUCAAAGUUUUGCGUGACGACAGCAACACCCCUGGUAGCAGCAAAGUUGUAAAAUGGAUGAUGGGUUGCUUUGAUGCAUUAGAGAAGCAGUAUCUUCAGAUUGUAUUCAUUGGGGUGUAUACCAAUCAAGAUGAACCUAAUUGCCUUAUUGAGUCGUACCAGUUCAAAUUUAAAUACACUGAGAAGGGGCCAGAGAUGGACAUAUGCAGGAACAACGAUGUGGAGAUGCAGGUGACAUUAGAGGACACCAAGAGAGCCUCAGUGCUUCUCAUUAGGAAGCUCUUCGUGCUCAUGCAGACCCUGGAUGCCCUCCCCAACAACGUCUACCUCACCAUGAAGCUCUACUAUUAUGAUGACAUCACCCCGGCCGACUACCAACCACCAGGCUUCAAGGAGGGCGAAUGUGACAGCCUCUGGUUUGAAGGCAUGGCUGUGCACUUCCAAGUGGGCGAGGUGCAGACGGCUUUCCACACCUUGACAGUGCGCGUGUGUUUGGAAAAAAACCGGCUGGAGAAGCUUCAAGAAGGGACCCAAUUGAGAGAGACAAAUCCUACAGAGAAGGAAACCAGCAAGGAGCCUCGUAAGAACACAUACGACGAAGACGAUCUACCUUCUGAAAAUGAGUCUGCUGCACAGUUCAAGAAACCCAAAAGACCCAUGGCAAAGAGAAAUGCAGCUGCCAGAAAUCUGUCAAGGAAGAAAAGAAGAACUUAAUCACGACAUUAAACACAAACAUGAACCAUUUCUUAAUUUCAUUGCAACGUUAAAGACCGUUUAAUGUUAUGUUACAAUAUAUUAGAUAUGACAAUGUUCGACAGGUUCCUAACAAUUAUCUCGACCCAUAAGGCAGGAUGUUACGGUCACAGUUCUAAUUUAAACACUGUACAAAAAGUGUAUAUUACAUGUACAAUCUACAUUAAUUAAAUCAAUACAAUGUUUACAGUGCCUAAUUAGUUUUGUAUUCUAUGUGUAUAAAAAUAUAUUGAUGUGUAUUGUUGAAGAAAUAAAGCUUGACUUGUAAACAUUUUUGUUCUUCGGUACAACUUUGUAAAAUGAUUAUUCUG
Messenger RNA from Cottoperca gobio, 1569 nucleotides. RefSeq names its product zebrafish testis-expressed 38 (gene zte38). The record is from RefSeq and is a predicted model, not a curated record. The transcript has 12 exons. Lineage: Eukaryota; Metazoa; Chordata; Actinopteri; Perciformes; Bovichtidae. Bases 299 to 1219 code for a protein of 306 amino acids.